Drosophila mauritiana is the source of this 1605-nucleotide messenger RNA. RefSeq names its product UDP-glucuronosyltransferase 2B15 (gene Ugt49B2). Gene Ontology annotation, molecular function: UDP-glycosyltransferase activity. The transcript has 4 exons. The record is from RefSeq and is a predicted model, not a curated record. NCBI's taxonomy places the organism in Eukaryota, Metazoa, Arthropoda, Insecta, Diptera, Drosophilidae. The coding region runs from base 1 to 1605 and encodes 534 amino acids.
AUGAUCAUGGAGCCACUGCAUCACCACAUUCUCCUUAUGAAGUUGCUAUUCGUAUGCCUUUUGGGCACUGGAGAUGGAGCACGAAUUUUGGCACCAUUCUUCCUGCCUGUAAAGAGCCACUUUAUGAUGACGGAUGCCAUUAUAAGGGAAUUAGUGAAGCGUGGACAUGAGGUCACCUUCAUCACACCGCUAUCAUUGGCCAAGGAAAACUUGGGGCCGAACUACAGGGAAAUACUUUUGCCCAAGUACGAUACCUGGGCCGACAUAUCUGCGAUGAUGAAAACAAAAUCGGCACUGGACAUGAUUGACAUGUCAAAGCUAACACACAUGCGACUGGCCCAACACAUUGGCAUCAAGUCAACGGACUUUGCUCUGGCCCAUUCCGAAGUUCAGGAGUUGAUCUACGCCAAGGAUAAGAAGGGGAAAUUCGAUCUGCUCCUUGUGGAACAGUUCCACAAUGAGGGAGCUCUAAUGCUGGGUUAUAUUUAUGAAAUACCUGCAAUUACCAUAGCUACUUUCGCAUACGCAAACUAUUUUAGUCAAGUCUUCGGCUUUGUGAAUCCACUGUCCUACGUUCCCAAUGUUUUUUUAUCCUGUACGGAUAGAAUGUCCUUGUGGGAGCGAUUGGAAAAUGUAGUGAUUAGCACGGCUGAGGAUGUUGUCCGGGAAGUGUCCUACUAUCCGCAACAGGAUGCCGUCAUCAGGAAGCAUUUUAGUAGCUUACUGCCUCGGGUGCCGACGGUCAAGCAGUUGGAACAGAACAUCUCGGUUAUUCUUUUGAAUAGCUACAUGCCACUGACUUCGCCAAGACCCAUGACCCAGAAUAUGAUUUCAGUGGGUGGACUGCACAUCCUGCCACCCAAACCCCUACCAGAACAUAUUAAGAACUAUCUAGAUAGCGCUGAGCACGGUGCAAUUUACUUUAGCUUGGGAUCUCAAGUGCGCAGUGCUGAUAUGCCAAUGGAAAAGCUUCAAAUUUUUCUUGAAGUCUUCGCCAGCUUGAAGCAAAGGGUCCUUUGGAAAUUCGAGGAUGAUCAGCUGCCCAAUCUUCCGGACAACGUUAAGGUCGAAAAGUGGUUACCCCAGGCUGACAUAUUGGCACAUCCGAACGUGAAGGUUUUCAUCGCCCAUGGAGGACUGUUUGGAAUGCAGGAGGCAGUUUACCAUGCGGUACCGGUGCUCGGAAUGCCAUUCUACUUCGAUCAGGAUAUAAACAUUAAGGCGGGCCAAGCAGCUGGAUAUGCCAUUGGCUUGGACUAUCGCACCAUUUCGAAAGAUCAGCUGAAGUCUGCGCUUCAUGCGCUUUUGACAGAUCCCAAAUAUCAAGCUAAUAUGAUGAAAGCAUCGCGAAUUUUCCGGGAUCGUCCACUCGGCGCUAUGGACACCGCGAUGUACUGGAUUAAUUAUGUCGUCGAACAUCGGGGGGCGCCACAUUUGGUGGCAGCAGGAGUACAUCUGCCCUGGUACCAGUUCUAUCUUCUGGAUAUCUCAGCAAUUAUACUGGCUAUUAGUCUAUUACCAAUUUUGACCUUGUAUGCUGUAAGUCGAAAUAUUAAGUCUUUUAGAGAAAUUCGAGCACUGAAGAAAGUGGCGAAAACUGAAUGA